CCAUCAGUUAAACGCGAACUUCGGUCGCGAUCAGAUCGCGCUUCUCUCCCUUUACAUCGAAGAUAACGCCUUCAAAAAAAGACUAACACUGGAACAUUCGCCGAGAGAAAAAAAAUCGAAACUGUUUAUCACAGCGGUGUUAAACAGAUGAUAUGUGUAUAUUUCAUAGUGACACCGAAUUGCUGCUGGACUUAUUGAAGUUUCGCUGAUUUUCUACUAACUAAUUGCUGAAGCAGAUCAGUAUUCUCUUUGGACUCUCAUCAGUUCCCACAUCACCUUCUGAAGGAUCCGGUUGUUGAAAGCUAGUCACGUCGUACCGUGCGUGCGAUCAACUCACAAGUCAGAAGCACAUUUCCGCCUACAAAAAAAAAACGCUUACGUAAGCUCAGAGCACCGUUUAUUGCAUCUUGCUUCGCAUCUACCAGUCAUCGUGGAGACGCCCGGCAAUUGCCGUGACAUCUUCGAUGCUGUCUCUAUCAUCAUCACCACAAAAGCAACAGUACUAAUAGCACUGAUUUCACGAUAAGCUCCGCGUCGAAAACACGAAGAGAUGGGUAACUCACUUUGCAAGGAGCCUCGUGCAGGGAGUUCGAUGCGCCCCGGAAGAGUACUGGACAGAUUUGGAAAUAUUAUGUGCCCUAGCGGAUUGAACAAGAACAAACAUGGAAUUAACAAAACCUACUUGAGUCGUCACGUUUUGGAAACCAGUUCGAAACCGAACACCUUAAGUGGUUGGAGCAACGUCCCUCUAGCAUCCCCUGAGUCCUCCAAAGUAAUCGACAGAGCUCCGGUGGCACCACCACGCAAGAAAAGGGCCACCCUAGAGCGCGGAACCUCGCCGGAUGCAAUGAUGAAGGUUAGAAACGGUUUCAAGGACGUUUUUGGAGCCGAAAGCCGUCGUCAAUCAUGUGACGUUGUCGUCAAAGGAAAGUCCUUGGACACAGUUGAUAAAAGUUUUCCACUGAAAUCGCAAUCUAGUUUCGAAAUCGAUGUCAAAGAUGAAGAAUUCAGCGACUUUUCGAAAGUUCCAACCAAGACGGAAAUGGAACCAUCUUCUAAAGAUUCGCUUCACAACGAAGGGAAAACUCAAGUGUCUCGAGUGGGUAACCGAAAGUCCGACAAGUUCUUCGGCGAAAAUCUGUCCGAUGCGCUAUCGGGUGUGCCGGUGGUCGUUGAAAGAAGGAAAAGCGCCAAAAAGGGAAUGGCAGAUUUGGAUAAGAUCGAUCAAUUCAUCGAAAAGAAUGUACUGAAUAUGAAUGCUAAACCAGACUCAAAAGACGUCCCGGAGAUAAAAGUAACAGAACCUGAUUUAAACCCGGAGAAGAGUGCCCCUAAACUAGAGGAACCAAAAUCCGAAAAGGUUAAAGAUUCUCCUAAAGAUAAGAAAUCGGAUGAAGAAAAUUUAAUGAGAUAUAUAGAUGAGUCUAUGAUAAAAGAAACAAGCCUGGGAAAGAAAGCCGAAUUUUUGAUGGCUAUGUUGGAAGACUAUCCUGAGGACCGAUACUUGGGCAUGACGCCUGUAGAAGAACCGAUAAUCGUUCCAAGAAAACGAAAAUCGCGUCACAUUUGCGACAAUGACGAACACAUGCAUGAUAUGCUCCAUAAGCACGAGUGUAAAGACAACUCUUCGAAGAAUCUUAUAACAACUGAAGCGUCGAUUGAAACUCCUCCACGAAAACCAGAUCGAGACUUCAGUAAAUACCUUGCACCCCGCAUGGGCGACGGAGACGAAACGGACGAUUCCACCUGUUCCGGACCUGUACGUAGACGUUCGGUUCAACAAGCACCGCCUUCACCACCAGUCUUACACAGAAUGUUGAAGAGUCGGUCUGAGACAGAAUUCCAACAAAAUAUUUCAGACACGGUAACCAGUACUCCAAAGAAGCUCGACGCAACAGUUGAAACCAAAGCCCACUCACCACGAACGCUGAAACGAAUUAUUUCGAUGCCAACUACUAUCAACUUGGCAAAACAAGAAUCCAGGAGUCCAAGCCCAAGACCCACGUUUGUGAAAAGCAACAGUUCCAGUUCAUUCCUUAUUAUGGAUCUCCAACAGGCGCAUAAGAAAGUCGUACCGUUCACUCCAGAAGAUCCUCAGCACAACGUUCCGGAUGAUCUUGUCAAGCCAAAGUCACGUCUUGCCAUUCGCAAAAUAUCCACCAAAUCAAAUGAAAGUGCUUCAUGCAUUUCGACUCCAACACUGGAAAUCCCUGCUCCAAAGUUCACCAUCGGUAGCAGUGAAUGUCUGUCCAAGCCUCCAGAUGUGGAACCUCCACCACCUCCUGUGCCCAAACGUAGAAAAACAUCCACCGGAGACAGCAAACCAUCGUCUCCGCGUGGCCUGCUCGGCUAUGACUUGGGUGGUUUCUUGGUAUCCUCGAACAUUCUUCCACAUCACGAUAUAACCCAGGUGAUCAACAGCGUCUACAACGAGAAGAACAACGGCGUCAACAUUGUGGAAGCGUUCCAAAUUUACUUAGAGGACCAGAUCAACGCAGAAUUGAACAAUCCGGACACAAAGAACCCCAACACAGUGAAGCUUUUGGAAGCUUUGACUAAACAAUCCGACCCGGAGGACAGACUGGAAGACAUCAACAUUGAUUUAGUAGACUCGGAGAACUCGAAUAAAUCCUCGGAUAUUGACGACUGUUUCGAUCCAGAGUUUGAAAAAAUCGAAAAAACCGAAGUGGAAGAAGCAGUCCAACACCACGGAAGUGUCGACGACGUGGACAACUGGUUCGACAACAAUUCUGAUGCGGGAUCCGUUAUCGAAGGGUCCGACAAGUUGGGUACUAUGGUCACAGUUAAGAACGGUGUACCUCGUACUGGACGUCGCGAGAGCAUCGAAGACGUGGACAAUUGGUUCAAGAACCACAUUCAGUCCAGUCUACUCGACGAACAGAUUAUAGGAGUUCGCAAGCAGCGCAGAGGAUCGGAUGGAUUACUAGGCUACGACACGACUCGUCAGUAUCCCUUCGGGGCAGGCAGACAACGUCAUGAUUCACAAUCUGCCGAGUUGUUCGAGGACAUUACCAAACUGCACGAUUUGGGCAGCGAAGAGGACGUUAAAGGCAAAACGCAGCUUUCGGUGGUGAAGAACGAUCGACUGCGGGACCGACGUGGCUCGGAUGGACUGGUUUUCUACGACACAACUCGAAAAUUUCCAUUUGGGGAACCGAACGAAAAUUUACCGAAGGCCCUCGAGAAGAGUCAGAAGGACGAACGGAAAACUUCCAGCAACAACGAAAUAAGCGAAUCGAAGUUGAGCAAGGCCAAUGUGGAAAAGCACACGGCGAAGGAGCAGGUUGAUGGGUCGUCGGAUCAUUCCACGUUAUUGAAAUUUUUGUCGAAGGAAAAUUUGGUAGAAUAGCGUGUAGUUCUGAGAUUUAGCAGAAUUGGUGUUACAUUUCCAUUUGAGUCAGUAUUAUCUAUAGCGUCUAGGCUAAACUAUGUAGACCGAUAUAUUUUAGCACAUGAUUGUUGCCCGUUAAUCAUUAGAACUAUUGAUAAGGAAAAGUACUAAGCUUGCCGUAAAAAGAGAUGUUAUUACCAGAA
Molecule: messenger RNA, 3555 nt
Organism: Aedes aegypti (yellow fever mosquito)
Lineage: Eukaryota; Metazoa; Arthropoda; Insecta; Diptera; Culicidae
Exons: 5
Coding region: 551-3370 (939 amino acids)
Source: RefSeq, a predicted model, not a curated record